Molecule: messenger RNA, 2515 nt
Organism: Durio zibethinus
Lineage: Eukaryota; Viridiplantae; Streptophyta; Magnoliopsida; Malvales; Malvaceae
Molecular function (GO): zinc ion binding
Source: RefSeq, a predicted model, not a curated record
CGAAUAGGCUAACAGAUUGCGUUAACCAUGAACCUUCAACAAAGUUUCUACUUCUACUUGGAUGUUUGGUCUGAGAAAUUGAAAGUAAGCUUGAGAGACUCCAUCAUAUAUAUAUAAGAAAACCUCACAAACCAACAACAACACGUAACAUUUAUUUGACUAUUGAGGAGGCUUUAACUAAAGAAGAAGAAGAAAAAAGAAAUGGAAAGAGAAGGCAGUAACAUACAGCAAUGGAAUUGGAGAUAUAAAACAAGGGUUUUGAUUGAAGCCAAGAAAGAAAAAAAGGGUCUUUGAAUUUAUACAAGUAAUUGAAGUGAAAGUUUGUCUUUUUGUGACUUUUGUCAGUGAGGAGAUAGUGUUGUUAGUAAGUAGGCCAUGUAUCCCUCCAUGUCUCGCUUUAAAUGAGAAACGGCUUCUUCAUCUCCCACACUUCUCAAGAUAAAACCCAUAAGCCUACAAUACCUCCUUUUUUUUUUUUAAUAAUAUUCAUCUCUGUCCUUUGUUUGUAUCUUUUAGGCUGCAAUUUUUUUUUUUUUUGAGAUUUUAAUUUGGGCUAUUACUAGCUUUGGUGGGGAUUUCUUUAAUUUUGUUGAUGAAAAUGGGGACUGAAGAGAAACCUGUGGCAGAGGAACAUGAUGUUGGAGCUGCUGCAAGCCAAGGAAGGGUUGCUGUUCCUGUUCAAGAGGCUGAAGAUUCAACGGGAAUAACUGAGGAAACAACUCAUGGUGAUCAUUGGAAGCGAAGCAAUCUCUUUCUAGAGAUACCCUCAAGAACUUUGGAGGACUCCCCUCAAGAGUCUGUUGUAAUAAAGAUGCCCCCAACAGCUAGUCUGACUCCCAGGAAAGUGAAUUUUCUCUUGACACCUAGUCCAUCUGAUGCAAGAAUUAGUGGAUCCCCUGGUCCCUCAUCUAGCGGCAUAUCAUCCUUCAAAAGUCUCUUACCAAAACUAAGCUUCAAGCAUAGAAGUAUUAAUUCGGAUAUUGAAAAGCCUGCAAACUUUGCUCCAGAAUCUUCUUCUACUUCACUAAGAGAGAAGCCCUCCAUCUCAAGGACAUUGUCACUUACAAAGAUAUUUACUCCUCGGAUAAAAAGGACAUCAUCAUUUCCUGUGACUCAUGUGGCAAAUUCAAAGCCUGAAUCUGCAAGCGGUGGAAGCCUAGGUGGCUCUGUAAAUUCUAGGAGAAAGGGAAGCAUGCGGCAGAUAUCUCGCUCACUUUCAGGUCCUGUAAACAACAAAGAAGGAAACUUAAGGAGGAUGGAUUCAUUUUUCCGAGUGGUUUCCUCAACUCCACGAGUAAAGGAAAGAGAAAUAAGUUCGAAUGCAUCUGUGAGACCUGAUGCUGAAAACAGUGACCUUGAUGGCGCGGACAUUCCAGCAGAAGAGGCUGUUUGUAGAAUUUGUCUGGUUGAACUAUGUGAAGGCGGUGAAACACUUAAGAUGGAAUGCAGCUGCAAAGGUGAACUUGCUUUGGCCCACAAAGACUGUGCCAUAAAAUGGUUUACCAUCAAAGGCAACAAGACCUGUGAUGUGUGCAAGCAAGAGGUUCAGAACCUACCUGUCACUCUUUUACGAAUCCAAAGCACUGCUCAAAAUGCUGGAACAAGUAGAGCUCUUCAGGCUGAUGUUAAUGGAUAUGGGGUUUGCCAGGAGCUCCCUGUUCUCGUUAUUGUCAGCGUGCUUGCAUAUUUUUGUUUUCUUGAGCAGCUUCUGGUUGAAAAAAUGGGUGCCGGUGCAAUUGCUAUGUCUAUUCCAUUCUCUUGUGUGCAAGGCCUCCUUGCAUCCAUGACUUCAUCAACAAUGGUGAAGCAAAGAUUAGUCUGGGUUUACGCAUCAAUUCAAUUUGCUUUGGUGGUUUUCUUUGCUCAUAUAUUUUACUCGUUGGUUAAAGUUCAGGUAGUUGCAUCGGUUCUCCUGGGAACAUUUGCUGGAUUUGGUGUUGCAAUGAGUGGGAGUUCUAUCAUUGUCGAGAUCCUGAGAUGGAGAAGACGAUGGCAAGCUCGGUCCAUGCAGCAGCAUAGUUCCCAAGUGAUGGCUCGACCACCAGUCCAAUCCCCUAGAGCUGUUAAUUCACCUCGGCGAGGUCCUAAUCUAAACCAGCAAAAUGCAGAAACUUUUGGUGGGAGCUGAAUUGCUUUCAUACUUUGGGACCCCAUCAUGCAGUUUCUCACACUACAUUAUGUAACUUAUCUGAAGAUGAAGGAUCGUUACUUCUGUAAUAUGAAUCCAAAGGCUCUCAUACUUUUCUCCAUCAUUAAGGCCAAUUGGAAAAGAUUGGUUCAAAAACCAUAGACCAAUUACCCCUAUGGAUUUAUGUUAAGUCUUUGAGGUUGAUCUCCUAGAGAGACUACCAUGAAUUAGGUUGUAGUGUGCUUUCAAAAGGGUAUAUUAGGAAUACAAUUGUUCAAUUUCGCAUUGUUUUAAUGGAGUUUCUUCUUUUCCAAGGUUAUGAAAUGCACUAUUAAGUGUAUUUUACAUCAACAAAACAGUGAAGAAUGCAAGAAAUAUUGGGUUAAU